CAGAAUAGAAAAGCUUUCAAGUAUCAAUCUACGUUCAUUACAUGGAUUUUAUUUCGAUUUAAGAGAAUUAAACAGCAGUUCCAAUAUUGCUAUACCAAACAAGCAGAGAAAACGAUCUUCUAUGAAUUUUAAUGAGAAGGUUGGGAUCAAGCGACAUUUUUCAAAGCGAACAUUGGCGGCAAAUAAGGUGGAAAGCUGUCUUCAUCUGAGAACUUCAUCCCCUAGAGUUAUGGCAGAUCAAGUGCCCUCCCUAUCCCCACAAUUCGAGCGGACACAAACCAUAGAUUCGAACAAUAAUUCCUUCUUUCUUGAUAGUAGAGUUUUCGAGAAGAACUCCUCGACCAAGGAAUCCAAGUCCGAUAUCAAAAGCGAAAAUGACUAUUGCCUGAACGAAGACUUGGAGAAUACAGACGUGUCAUUCAGCCAGGUACAGGUGGUCGAUGUCCCGAUCAUUCCUGACAACACUGAUCAGACGACGGAAGCCGAGGAGGGAGUCGAGAAGGAGGGGUGUGACGAACCAGAGCAAGAAGACAAUUGCCUGAGCGAAGACUGGGAGAAUACAGACGUGUCAUUCAACCAGGUACAGGUGGUCGAUGUCCUGAUCAUUCCUGUCAACACUCAGACGACGGAAGCCGAGGAGGGCGUCGAGAAGGAGGGGUGUGACGAACCCGAUGGACUCUUUGGUAGAAUAGCCUUCAAAUCGAAAGACGUUGACUGUUUGAUGCCACAUCAUACAAUCCUGAGAAAAUAUGGAGAUAAGGUUCAUCUCGAGAAGACAACGAUACGGGUCACGAAAGAUGAUAAAGAUGUGGUGUGCGAAGGGCACUCUGAAAUUGAUGAAGUGAGUCGAUGGCCCAGACACGUUCACACAUCAGCACUGUCUUUCAUCAGUCAAGAUUUAGAUGAUGUUCCACAGAUCUAUCUCAAUACUUCAGGAGAAAAAGUUACCAUGGGAAGAUUCACAGGUGAAAGAGCUCGAUUCUACCUGGAGUUUUAUGCAGACAGACGUCAACAAGGCCAACUUUGUACAAUUCGUCAUCAUAUCACCAACACACUAUACGACGCAGUACACAACAGAAUGAAGGUACAUAACUGA
Messenger RNA from Strongylocentrotus purpuratus (purple sea urchin), 1096 nucleotides. RefSeq lists its product as uncharacterized. Lineage: Eukaryota; Metazoa; Echinodermata; Echinoidea; Camarodonta; Strongylocentrotidae. The coding region runs from base 122 to 1096 and encodes 324 amino acids. The record is from RefSeq and is a predicted model, not a curated record. The transcript has 4 exons.